AUGGACGAGGAAUUUGAGGUGGUUUUUCACCAUGGAGGUAAAUUCAUAAGUGAUGGGAAGUUGCGGUACGAAUAUGGGGAAACCACUAGGUUAUCAUUUGACCCAGACUGCUGGAGUUAUUUUGUUGUUUUAAGCGUGAUAAAAGGGAUGGGGUAUGUUGGAGAAAAUAAGUUGUGGUUCUCAGUUGGAGGUUCUUUAACAUUGGAUGACAGAUUGCAGCUUCUGUGUGAUGACAGUGGUGCGUUGCUUAUGGUUAAUAUCGCUAGACUGAAUGAUGAAGUGCAUUUAUUUGUGGAACACUCAUUGUCUGAACCCCAAGUCAUUGAAAUGUUGGAGUAUUAUCCGGAUGAACCUGAGACACAGGACGAGGGUGAACCUCAGGCUGAGAAUCAGGAGGAGGGUGAACCUCAGGCUGAGAAUCAGGAGGAGGGUGAACCUCAGGCUGAGAAUCAGAGUGUUCCUGUUGCAUGUCAAGGUGAAUGUGAUGUUGAGAUAAGGGAAGUGGGAACUGAGGCUGAUAUUGGAGGUGUUUUAAGUGAAGGUGAGGGUGAGAUCAGGGAUGAUGGAGUGCAGUGUCAAGUUGAAGGUGAUGGUGAGAUGAGGGAGGAUGGAGUUCACUGUGAAGGUGAAGGUGAUGGUGAGUUAAGGUACCAGCAAAAGGGGCUGCUACCAGCCAUACAAGAACUUCUGCCUGGAGUUGAUCAACGUUUCUGUGUAAGGCACUUGUAUGCCAAUUUCAGAAAGAAAUUUCCAGCCAAAAGUCUGAGACGUCUAAUGUGGAGAGCAGCUGCAGCCACACACCCACAAGCAUGGGAAAGGGAGAUGAGGAAUAUAAGAGAUGUGAAUGAAGAUGCAUUUAAGCAUCUGAUUGCAAUCCCACCCAGAUAUUGGUCGAGAUCUAGAUUUACCUCAAAGGCUCAAUCUGAUACUUUGGUUAACAAUAUGUCUGAGGCCUUCAAUAGUGUAUUGCUGCAUACAAGGACUAAGCCUGUGAUAAGCAUGUUGGAGGAUAUUCGGGUAUACUUGAUGAGAAGGUGGGCAAAAAACAGAAUGAAGAUACAAUCAAUAUCAGGAUCCAUUUGUCCCAGAAUUAUGAGCAGAUUUGAAAAGGAGUCAGAAUUAACAAAGUAUUGGAUUCCUAGCUGGUCAGCAGAGAAAUUAUUUGAAGUUAGGCAUGUGUCGCAGUUAGGGGAGAGGUUCGUUGUCAAUAUAGAUGAACAAUCCUGCACAUGUAGGAAAUGGACCAUAUCUGGUAUUCCAUGCUGUCAUUCACUGUGUGCAAUGAAGUUUCUAAACCUCAAUGGAGAAGACUUCAUCCCAGCAGUCUUUAGGAAGUCCACUUAUGAAGAGAUAUACACUUCAAUUAUAUUUCCCAUCAAUGGCCAGAGUUUGUGGGAGAAAACUCCAUACGCUGAUGUCUUGCCCCCCUCGAAGAGAAUUUUACCAGGCAGACCGAAGAAAAAAAGAAGAUUGGAGCAAUGGGAGAUUAGAAGAGAUGAGACAAGACUGAGAAAAGGUGGUUUACGUAAAACAUGUCGUCUCUGUAACCAAAUUGGGCACAACAGAAGGGCUUGUCCAAAAGCUAUUGAAAUUCAUAUGGCUCAAUUAAGGGAAGCCCAGCAGCCAACUAAUCCACCACAAGCAUCCCAGCAACCAACAACAACACAAGCAACCCAGCAACCAACUCCAACACAAGCAUCCCAGCCACUUCCACCUGAAGCAUCUCAGCAGCCACCUCCCCCUCAAGCAUCUCAGCAGCCACCUCCACCUCAACCAUCCCAGCAGCCACCUCCACCUCAACCAACUCACCACCCACCUCCAGCUCAACCAUGUCAGCAGCCACCUCCACCACAACCAUCACACCAGCCAUCACGAGGUGCAUUAAAUGCCAGAGUGAAACUGAAUGCUAGAAGGGGUCGAAUGGCAUGA
This is a messenger RNA of Vigna unguiculata (cowpea), 1929 nucleotides long. RefSeq lists its product as uncharacterized. Gene Ontology annotation, molecular function: zinc ion binding. NCBI's taxonomy places the organism in Eukaryota, Viridiplantae, Streptophyta, Magnoliopsida, Fabales, Fabaceae. The record is from RefSeq and is a predicted model, not a curated record.